Messenger RNA from Plenodomus lingam JN3, 228 nucleotides. NCBI's taxonomy places the organism in Eukaryota, Fungi, Ascomycota, Dothideomycetes, Pleosporales, Leptosphaeriaceae. The record is from RefSeq and is a predicted model, not a curated record.
AUGGUAUUCAACGCCGUUGUGUACUAUGGUAACCCUAAUGGUCAACUCUACAUCUACAUUACAGCCCCACAGCAAGUACCAUACCGUGAGCUUCCAGUUCCAAUCAUGGCAGCAAAUCAAGCCCCAGCGCUACAUCGAAGCGCGCGAUUGGCUCGCCGUCCAAGGUCGUCGUCAUCAACUACUCUGAUACGUUCUGAUACUGCGCGUGGGCGGGCAACUCGAUCUUAA